Molecule: messenger RNA, 3668 nt
Organism: Lycium ferocissimum
Lineage: Eukaryota; Viridiplantae; Streptophyta; Magnoliopsida; Solanales; Solanaceae
Product: putative late blight resistance protein homolog R1A-10
Exons: 3
Coding region: 183-2774 (863 amino acids)
Biological process (GO): protein folding
Molecular function (GO): ADP binding; alpha-tubulin binding
Source: RefSeq, a predicted model, not a curated record
UCCUUUCCACAUUUGUUUGUUGAUACUCAUAUUUGUGUUCCUUCUACUCUUUUCUUGAAGUACUUUAUUGCAGUGAUCUUGCUACUGAUUGCUACUUCUCCCAACUCUCUUCCUAUCUUGCUAAUCUUCCAUCGAAAGCUUUCAGGUCAUAAUUGCAAAGGACAAACGAUAAUACAGUAGAUAUGGCUUAUGCUAGUAUUGCUUCUCUUAUGAGAACAAUGGAAUCGGUCUUAACAUCAAAUUCACCAAUGCUAUCUCUAAUCUUUGAUCACAGAGAAGAAUUACUCGCUCUUCAUGAAAAAAUUAGUUCCUUGGAAGUAUUUCUCAAGAACUUUGAGAAAAGCAAUCUGUCUGGGGAAAUGACAGAUCUGGAAGUACAAGUAAAAGAAGUUGCAAAUGCUGUUGAAUACACAAUUGAACUGAGACUAACAGAAGCCGUAAUGACAAAUGAUGAAAAGGUGCAUGAGAGGCUAUGUGAUAUCCUAAAACAAGUAGCAGAGGAUGUUGAUCGUGUCUGGAAAGAGUCAACAAAGAUUCAAGAUAUAGGCAAACAAGCAUCAAAAGAAUCUUUGGUUGAAGAUUUUUCAAGUUCAGCAAAAGAAGUUCUGAAUAUUAAGAACAAUAUGGUUGGACGUGAUGAUCAAAGGGAAAGGUUGUUAGAAGAUCUGACUAGAGGCUUCUCCGGUGAACCUAAAGUCAUUCCGAUCGUCGGUAUGGGAGGCAUUGGUAAAACAACUUUAGCAAAAGAAGUUUACAAUGAUGUGUACAUUCAUUCUCGUUUUGAUGUUCGUGCUUGGGCUACUGUAUCUAGCCAACACAAUGUAAAGGAAAUCUUGAUAAGCCUUCUGCGUUCUACAAAGGGUGACACAUUUUACAUGGAAGGUGAGGCGGAUCUAGCAGACAUGCUACAAAAAAGUUUAAAGGGCAAGAGAUAUUUAAUUGUCAUGGAUGACAUGUGGAGCACUAAAGCAUGGGAUGACGUGAGACUAAGCUUUCCAAGUGAAAACAAUGGGAGUCGUAUACUGUUGACUACCCGUAACAAUGAAGUAGCUUGUUAUGCUGGUACUGAGAAUCUUCCUUUGCAGAUGAGUUUCAUGGAUCAAGAUGCGAGUUGGAAUCUUUUUAAAAGUACGGGCUUUACUAAUGCAUCAUUACCACCUGAAUUUGAGACUAUUGGCAAGCAAAUCAUAGACAAAUGUCACGGGUUACCACUAACUAUUGUUGUGGUUGCUGGGCUUCUGUCCAAAUCCAAAAGGACUAUAGAAGAUUGGGCAAGUGUUGCCAAAGAUGUCAAGUCGUUUGUCACAAAUGAUCCGAAUGAACAAUGUUCACGUGUGCUUGGGUUGAGUUACAAUUACUUGACCAGUGAUCUAAAAGCAUGUCUUCUGUAUUUUGGAAUUUUUCCAGAAGAUUGUGAGAUUUCAGCGAAGAAAUUGGUGAGAUUAUGGAUCGCCCACGGGUUUCUGAAGUUGGAAAAAGACUUCGAAGGGGAGGCUGAGAAGUGUUUACAAGAUCUUGUCGACAGAAAUCUUGUUCUCGUCAGCAAGAAAAGUUCUGAUGAAUCAAAUAUUAAAUCAUGUAAGGUUCAUGAUCUAUUAUAUGAGUUGUGCUUGAGAGAAGCUCAAAGCCAAAAUAUUUUUGUCAUGAAAGACUGUGAUUCUUAUAAGGCUCUUCUUACCCCUGGACAUCAUCAUUCGAUAACGAGGCGGACAUAUGAUGAAGACAACAAUCUCUUGAAACGAACUCGUUCACUUUUCUUUCUUUCUAAGCACCCUGCAAGUUUUACUCUCAAACUAGGGCUUAAUCAUUUCAAUUUACUCAGAAUCUUGGAAUUGAGCCACAUAAGGUUCUUUAACUUCCCUCCUGAGAUACUGUGCCUCAUUUGGUUGAGGUACCUUGCAAUGUCCGGGUAUUUUCACAUACCUUCAGAAAUUUGCAGGUUAUGGAAUCUGCAAACAUUCAUUGUUCAAAGUCGUGGUUCGGCAUCUAGAGAAUUUUCAGAGACAGUUUGGGAACUGAUGCAAUUAAGGCAUCUGAGCCUUGAAAAAUUUUAUUUGCCAAAUCCCCCAAGUGUAUCUGUUGGUGAAGAGAGAUACUUAAUUUUUUCAAACGUGCAAACUAUUUCUGGCUUGUCUCCAAGUAGUUGCACAAAGGAGGUUAUUUCAGGGAUUCGAAAUGCUAAAAAAUUAGAAAUCAAUGGAGAUUCACGCGACUAUUUAAGUUUCCAGGAAUCAAGACUUUUCGACAAUCUUGUCCAUCUACAUCAACUUGAAACAUUGAAUGUUGUUGUUGCGGGGGUAUUAGGCUCUGCACUAGUGACCAUUCCAUGUGCAAAAGCUUUUCCAGCAACACUCAAGAAGUUAAAGUUGUCCCGAACUUGUCUAAGGUGGGAGGACUUGAACAUCAUAGGUGAGUUGCCCAACCUUGAGGUGCUGAAUCUGCAAUGGAAUGCUUGUCAGGGCCGAGACUGGCAUCCAAUUGCAGGUGGAUUUACUCGAUUGAAGCUUUUGCUAAUUUGCGAUUGUUAUCUCAAGUACUGGAGAGCCACGAAUGACAAUUUUCCUGUCCUUGAGCGCCUUCUGAUUAGAUAUUGCAGAUAUUUGAAUGAGAUACCCAUUGAGUUUGCAGAUAUUUACUCACUAAAACUAAUUGAGUUAAGUUUUUGUACACCCAAACUUGAGGCUUGUGCUGCACGAAUUCAACAAGAACAAGAGGAUCUCGGUAGCAAACCCGUUGAUGUUCUUAUCCGAGGUUCACAUCGAGAUAAUGCAUGAUGAUGAUGAUGUCGUUCAUGAUGAUGAUGAUGAAAAGUAGUGCAUUUUUGGAGGAUCCGACAUGGGUGUGGCAGCAUUUUGGAGAGUCCGGGUAGCAUAGAUAUAUAGUACAAGUCUAUUUUACUAGCCCAAGAUCCACAGAGGCUAUUGAGAAUUUGUGGUAGUGAAGACUAAUAAUUUACCUGAUCUUAUUUAAUUUAUGCCUGCCUUUUUUGAAAUCUGCGUAUCACGUUCUCUGUAAUACCAUUGAUCUCUUGCAACUUGCAGCUUUCAAAGAUGGUUCUUUCUUUGAUUUCUAUGCGGAUGAACGAGUACUUAUAGUGGAGGACUCAAAGUUAGAGAUCUUGAGAAUAUUAAAGGUACCUGCGCUUUCCUAUUCGAAAGACACAGAGGAUAUUUUCAAAAGGUUUCCCAAUCUUCAACAGCUUGUAUUUGUUCUCAAGGAAUCAUGGGAUUGUUCAAAAAAGCAAUAUUGGUUCCCGAAAUUGUAUUACCUAACUGAACUAGAAUCCCUGGGUGUAGUUUUUGAAAGUUCAAAUUCAAAUGACAAUGGGUCCACUGUAGCAACAAAUCCGCUGUGGGAUUUUUCACUUCCCUUCCAAUUUGAAAGAAUUGUGGUUGUGUGACUUUCCUCUGAAAUCCUAUUAACUAUCAACAAUUAGGGGUGACAACAAUAGUUUGGCUGCCCAACCUUGAAGAGCUGUACCUUGAGUACAAUGUUUGGGUGAAGUUGUCUACGUGGCAGAAGUGAAAAAGAAAGGAACAAUUGAACUAUUGCAAUAUGCUGACAGUUGGAAAUUGAAGAAGUGGAAAGAUUGCAUGAUUUUGGGACAAUUAAUGCUUGUGUAUGUGGCAAAGGAGUGAGUAAUGCAAUUGAAGUUUACAACAAAGAAA